AUGGCCCAGGUUCUUCUCGAUUUAUUCUACAGCUUGGGUAACUGCCUCAAUUGCUUCCCUGGCUCGCCGACGUUGAAGAUCAACAGCCGGAGCUUCAAGAUCCUGCGGUUACUAGGCGAGGGCGGCUUCUCCUACGUCUACCUCGUGCAGGACACCAGCACGUCGGAGCUGUUUGCGCUCAAGAAGAUCCGAUGCCCGUUCGGCGCCGAGUCGGUGGCGCAGGCCAUGAAGGAGGUCGACGCCUACAAGCUGUUCGGGCGCACGCCCGGCAUCAUCCACAGCGUCGACUACAGCAUCGCCAGCGAGCGCAACGACCCCUCGAGCAAGACCGUCUACGUGCUGCUGCCGUACUACCGCCGCGGCAACCUGCAGGACCUGAUCAACGCCAACCUCGUCAACCACACCCGCUUCCCCGAGAAGCACCUCAUGCAGCUGUUCCUCGGCGUGUGCAAGGGCCUGCGGAACAUGCACCAGUACAGGGGAGGCGGCGCGGCCGGGGGAGGGGAGAGGAUGGAGAUGCGGGUCAACGGCGUCGAUGAGAAUGUCGCAAUUACGAAGGGCAGCGGGAAGAGGGCGGUUCAGGCGGCCGCUACAGAUGAAGAGGACGAGACGGAGCAGCAGCGGCCAUUGAUGAGUGAAGAGGAGGGUGUACCAGAGGGCCAAGUCCGGAGCUAUGCCCACCGGGAUAUCAAGCCCGGAAACAUCAUGAUAGACGACAACGGCAGCACACCUAUCCUCAUGGACCUCGGCAGCAUCGCCUCGUCGCCGUUGCCCAUCACGUCGCGGUCCCUGGCCAUCGCCACGCAGGACACGGCCGCCGAGCACAGCACGAUGCCGUACCGCGCGCCCGAGCUCUUCGACGUCAAGACCGGCGCCGUCAUCGACACCAAGGUCGACAUCUGGUCGCUCGGCUGCACCCUGUACGCCUGCCUCGUCGGCAAGUCGCCGUUCGAGAUGCGCAGCGACGAGACCGGCGGCUCCCUCAGCAUCUGCGUGCUCGGCGGCGACUGGCGCUUCCCGGACGAGGGCCCCGGCGCCAAGAAGGGCAAGGCGAAGCGGACGGGCACGGGGCUGAGCGAGUCCGCCGCGGCGGCGGCGGCGGCGAGCCCCGGCGCGGACGACACGAGCAUCAGCGAGCCCAUCCGGGAGGUCGUGCGGAGGUGUCUCAAGGUCGAGCCCAGCGAGCGGCCGGAUAUUGACGAGCUGAUUGACAUUGUCGAGAAGGUGUUGGAUGAGCUGCCCGAUGAUUCCCCUUGA
Molecule: messenger RNA, 1257 nt
Organism: Phaeoacremonium minimum UCRPA7
Lineage: Eukaryota; Fungi; Ascomycota; Sordariomycetes; Togniniales; Togniniaceae
Product: putative serine threonine protein
Exons: 3
Coding region: 1-1257 (418 amino acids)
Biological process (GO): vacuolar protein processing; regulation of vacuole fusion, non-autophagic; protein phosphorylation
Cellular component (GO): Golgi apparatus; cytoplasm
Molecular function (GO): protein serine/threonine kinase activity; ATP binding
Source: RefSeq, a predicted model, not a curated record